Molecule: messenger RNA, 1457 nt
Organism: Pistacia vera
Lineage: Eukaryota; Viridiplantae; Streptophyta; Magnoliopsida; Sapindales; Anacardiaceae
Product: UDP-glycosyltransferase 79B6-like
Exons: 1
Coding region: 1-1383 (460 amino acids)
Molecular function (GO): UDP-glycosyltransferase activity
Source: RefSeq, a predicted model, not a curated record
AUGAGUGAGUCCAAGCCCUCAAAUUUUCACAUCGUCAUGUUUCCAUGGUUUGCUUUUGGUCACUUCACUCCAUUUCUUCAUCUCUCCAACAAGCUCGCUGAAAAAGGCCAUACAAUCACUUUCUUGCUGCCCGCAAAAGCUCAAAAAGACCUUCAACAUCUUAAUCUCCACCCUAAUCUCAUCACCCUCCAUCCCCUUACUAUUCCUCACGUUGAUGGCCUGCCUUCCGGCGCCGCAACAGCUUCGGAUAUACCCCUCUCCUUAGGCCAUCUCCUCGUUAUUGCCAUGGACCGGACCCGUGACCAGGUCGAACUUGUGAUCAAACACACAAAACCGAAGCUGGUUUUUUAUGAUUUUUCUUAUUGGCUUCCCAAGAUAACUAAACCUCUUGGCAUUAAAACGAUUAACUACAGUAUCGUUUCUGCAGCAUCUAUCGCACUUGCUCUUGUCCCUGACCGUAAUGUGCAGAAGGACAAGCCUAUUACAGAAGCUGAAUUACAGGUGCCACCCAAAGGAUAUCCAUCAACGAGUGUAGUGAUGCGUCGCCAUGAAGCACGUGCGUUAUCCUUUAUUUCUUUCCCGUUUGGGGAAGGCGUAUCGUUCUACGAAAGAAUCACUACCUCCAUGAAAGAAUGCGACGUGAUUUCGAUAAGAACAUGCCAUGAAAUCGAGGGAAAGUUUUGUGAUUACUUGGGUAGUCAGUAUAACAAGCCCCUUUUUUUAACGGGUCCUGUCUUACCUGAACCCGCCAAGACUCCAUUGGAGGACAGAUGGGCUAAGUGGCUUGGCGGGUUUCAACCCGGUUCUGUGGUGUAUUGUGCAUUUGGGAGCCAAAACAUCCUGGAAAAGGAGCAGUUUCAAGAACUUUUGUUAGGGUUUGAGUUAACAGGUUUGCCAUUUCUCAUAGCUUUAAGACCACCAAUCGGUGCAUCGACAGUUGAAGAAGCGUUUCCAGAGGGAUUUGAAGAGAGAACCAAGGGGAGAGGAGUGGUUUCGCGCGGCUGGGUUCAACAGCAAUCGAUCCUGGCUCAUCCAUCAGUAGGAUGUUUUGUGAGUCACUGUGGAUUCGGAUCCAUGUGGGAGUCAUUGAUGAGCGAUUGCCAGAUUGUUUUGGUGCCACAGUUGGGUGACCAAAUCCUGAACACAAGGUUAAUGGCGGAAGAGCUGAAAGUCGGUGUGGAGGUUGAGAGAGAAGAGAAUGGCUGGUUUUCAAAAGAGAAUUUGUGUAAAGCCAUUAUGUCUGUGAUGGAAAAAGAUAGCGAGGUGGGUAAUCUAGUGAGAAAGAAUCAUGCGAAAUGGAAGAAUUCAUUGGUGAAUCCAGAGUUCAUGAAGGGUUACACUGAUAAGUUUGCCAAAGAUAUACAAGAGCUUGUCAAUAAGUGAAAAACAUUUCAUAUUCCAGUAACAAGGAGAAAACCUUACGUGAGAUCAUCUCACCACCCAAUAAAAACUUACAG